Xenopus laevis (African clawed frog) is the source of this 3392-nucleotide messenger RNA. RefSeq names its product gap junction protein beta 2 L homeolog (gene gjb2.L). The record is from RefSeq and is a predicted model, not a curated record. The transcript has 2 exons. Gene Ontology annotation, cellular component: connexin complex; gap junction; plasma membrane. Gene Ontology annotation, biological process: transmembrane transport; cell communication; cell-cell signaling. Lineage: Eukaryota; Metazoa; Chordata; Amphibia; Anura; Pipidae. Gene Ontology annotation, molecular function: gap junction channel activity. Bases 356 to 1102 code for a protein of 248 amino acids.
AGUCGCACAGACAGAGACAGAAGAACUAGAAGGAUUCCCGAGCCUGCGCUUUCCUUGGGAGACCGGGGUCUGUGAGUCUCAGCGGCAGUCGCAGCGACAGAAGUCAGCGCACAGGUACGAUUAUUAUACUCACUAGCUGACAACUUUCGGGAGGACUGUGAGUCUCUUUGUGCCACUUGCCUUGAUUUCAUUCCUGCUGUCCUCGGAUCCCUCCGGCUGUUUGUGACCUACACCCCCCCCCGUCAUUUGUACUGACCGGACAGACAGACCGACACACACAGACAGACCGACCGACCGCAAGGGCUCCUGACCAUAGGCUGGAACUCAUUCCUUUAGUAGACCAAUAUCCGUAACAAUGGAUUGGGGAACGCUCUACGAGGUCAUUGGAGGAGUGAACAGACACUCUACAAGCAUCGGCAAGAUCUGGCUCUCAGUUCUCUUCAUCUUCCGCAUUAUGAUUCUGGUCGUGGCUGCAGAGAGCGUGUGGGGGGACGAACAGUCCGAUUUCACCUGCAACACCUUACAGCCCGGAUGCAAGAACGUCUGCUACGACCAUCACUUUCCAGUUUCUCACAUCAGGUUGUGGUGCCUGCAACUUAUAUUUGUUGCUACCCCCGCCCUUUUGGUCGCUAUGCACGUGGCUUAUCUAAAACACGAAGAGAAGAGGCAGAUGCAGAAGAAGGGGAACUGUGGAGGAAAGGACUUGGAGGAGCUGAAGCAAAGGAAGGUCAGAAUCAGGGGAACCUUGUGGUGGACCUACACUACCAGCAUCUUGUUCAGAGUCCUCUUUGAAGCUGCCUUUAUGUACCUCUUCUACUAUUUGUAUUCCGGCUUCCACAUGCCGAGGCUUGUGCAGUGCAACAACUGGCCUUGCCCCAACGUGGUCGACUGCUUCAUUUCCAGGCCUACAGAAAAGACCGUCUUCACUAUAUUCAUGAUUGUCGUGUCUGGCAUCUGCAUGGUUCUGAACGUCAUGGAGGUUUGUUACCUAAUCGUGCAGGCUUCCCUAAGGAGGUCAAGAAAAAAUACACUUAGGCAUUCUAACCACAUGUCUGGAAAGGAGGAGAAGCAGAACAUCAUGAACGAACAGAAAGAACAUUAGCCCGAUGUUACUGUGGCAGGUCAGCUGCAGUCCAGAUAGGAGUAGCCCCCAAUGAUUCAUAUGGAGUAUUAAUUACGUAAGAAUGAAUCAGAAACCAGGACAGUUGAUAGCAAAUCCAUACUGAUGUUCCUUCAACAUAGUGGAAACCUGGGCUGGAAUUAAAAUCAUAGUACUGCAUUAUUAGUCCUCUGGGCAAACUAACAGUGUCUGGCUAAAUCAGUAGACCACAACUUGCUAUCAAGCCAAAGAAUAAUCCCUUGCAGAACAAUGUAGAACCAUAGCAAUAUGCUCCAUGGAUCAGAGCGACGCCAUUUUCUUUAUGCAAAUCACUUCCUGUCAGGCCUACCAACGUAGUCUUUUUACCAGGAAUUGACCAUAGUGACUGCGGGCAAGUCCAAAUGGGAUGUGGAGACUUAAAAGGAUGCCAAGACCUGACACUUAGCCACUCUGUUAUUUUGGGCUGCCAGUGUUUUGGUUUUUAUCCAGAGAAUGUUUUAAAAUCUUCUUAUGGAGGUAUUCUAAUGAGAAGAAAAUGCUGUAGGACAUAACUUGCCAAUCAAUAGUAUUGUAAUGUAAUUUGUAUGCUAUUUAUGAAAGAGAAGAAACGCUACUGUCUCGUAGCCCCAGUGAUUUCUAGCUGGUUGCACACACACUGCCAUUUUAACGGGCUCAUCAUUUGCAGAUUUGGUACGGCGGUGCUACAAGAUGGGAACUGACAUUUCUGCCAGUUAAAUGUUAUGAUCCAUAGGCUUCUUAUUGCAUAGUUAUGGUUGGUUCCCAUCGUGUUAAUAUUUUAGAUCACCAUUUCACUUUCAAUGGGAAGAUCAGGGGGUCAUCUAUUAAUAGGGUGAUAAAUUUGCUCCAGGUCUAGAAACCCACGGCAACCAAUCAGAUCUCUUAUUUCAAGCAUCAUAUUGAUAAACACACUGAUUGGUUGCUAUGGGAUGGAGCCACACUCUUUUUUAUUUUUACAUUACCCCCUAAUUUUACCAACUACGUAGACUAAUUAUUAGGGAUUCAUCAAGGAUUCAGUUUGGGAUUCAGCCAAGAUUCUGCCUUUUUCAACAGGAUUCGGAUUUGGUCGAAUCAAAGUGCCUGGCCCAACCAAAUCCUUACAAUCUUGUGACUUUUCGUCACAUAAACAAGGAAAUAAAAUAUUUUUUAACUGCACACUGUGCUUGGUUCUUUCACCCAUCCUAGACAUAACUUGCAUAUUUAAAUUAGGGUUUGGAAUUGGUUCGGUAUUCGGGCAAAUCUUCCACGAAGGAUUCAGCCGAAUCCGAUAUCCCUACAUCCCUUCUAAUUACAAGUAGUUUUUAGUCCUGUCAUCUGGAACCUGUGGCUCUCCAGCUGCUGUUAAAAAGCAAUAGACAAUAUCCAAAGAUCCCGAAGUAGCGGGAAAACAAUUAUUGCUCAAAACAGACAGUUGCCAAAAACUUUUCAUCUUUUCGGUCAUCAUUCAGAGUUUUCAUUAAGAUUUGUAAAUAGAUAAUUUCUUUUUUUCAUGAACUGUAUUGCUUUGCAAAGCCUUUUCCCAGAAGGUUACGUUGAUGACAUAGCGAUUCAUAUAAUUAUUUUAUCUGUUAGACUUGAAGCUCUAAAAUGCUGGUACAGGUAUGGGACCUAUUAUCCAGAAUGCUCGGGACCUGGAGCUUACCGGGUAAUGGAUUUCCAUAAUUUAUACCUUAAUUCUACAAGAAAAUCCUUUAAACGUUAAAUAAACCCAAUAGGCUGGUUUCGUUUCCAAUAAGGAUUAAUUAUAUCUUAGUUGGGAUCAAGUACAAGCUAUUUUUUUAGUAUUAAGAGAAAAAGGAAAUUGUUUUAGAAAUUUGGAUUAUUUGGAUAAAAUGGAGUCUAUUGGAGACAGCCUUUCCGUAAUUCUGAGCUAUCUGGAUAACGGGUUUCCGGAUAAUGGAUCCCAUACCUGUAUAGUGCCAAGAAUAGUUUGAUAUAUGCUGCCUUGUAUUCUUUUUAUUUUUUUACAUAUCCAAGAGCAAUAGGUUUUUUUACUUUCGUAAAGUAUUUGUACCAAAUCGCUUUCUGUUUGAGCCCUAGAAGAACAAAUGAUCCAUGACUGAGGUCUGUAUUAUUCUGUCACUUUUUACUUUCUGUUGCUUUAGUCUCCGGUAUUGAGUCCAAACGUGCAGCAAACUGAAGCAUCUGUACUUACAUGGACAGGUCACUAGGUGGAGAUCUCGAUGCACAACAUAUUUGAAUUAUGUCAUUUAUUUUUUUUGUAUUUUAGUUUUUAUCGUUUUUAUAGUUUAAAUAAAGAAUUGUCUCAUAAAAA